AGGAAAACACGCACCUGUGCUGUUGAUCUUACUUGCACGUAUUAAAUCAGUAGACUAUAGUUUUGCGAGUGCGCGACAAUGAAAUACAAUUUGCGUUACAUUGCAAACUCCGAUCUCACCUAGUCUUCUUUCUGAUCGUUUUCCGUUUUUACAAUUGAAAUUUCACCGAGCGAGUUCGUGCGUUUCUCGCUCUUUUGACACUUCAUUAUUUCCACCACGAUGUAAGGUGAUGGUGAAACUUCACCGGAGCGCUCACCUGUAGAAAACAAACAACACGGCAGAGUUUAUUCACCGUAACGGCGCGGGAAGGGUGAUAAAUCAUGAAAGAGAUGCUGACGAAUCAAACCACUGCUGGAUACAGUAAUUCCUUCGUCAACAACAACAACAAUAGAGAUGCAGGCAGCAGUAUUACAAACGACAACAACUCGAGGAGAUACGCUAUGGUCAGCACCGAGUGGAUCUCCGCUAUCGGUGAAGAACUGGGUAUACAUCCAUUGCCGGAUCCUCUGUUGAAGAGGCUAGCCGAGGAUGCUUCCUAUCGCCUGAGAGAAGUCCUACACAAGUGUGUUACGAGACUGAGGCAUAGUAAAAAAAGACGACUCACAUCUACAGACGUAAAUGCUGUGAUUACUAGCUUGUGCGAUGCAGAUCCGGUUCUUGGCGCGCCAGAACUCAUGCCGGAAUAUCACACAGAGGCGAAGGUGUACGUGCCUAACGAAUCCAUCGUCAGUCUCACCCAUCCCAGUCAGCUGAACGAACCGUUGAAUCUUUCUCAAACCAACGUGCCAUUUCUGCAAGAAUCCGAGAUAUGUGACCUGAAACUCACGGAAGCGCGUCACAAUUACGCAAAACGUGCGCUGAAAACUUUAUUCAACGGCUCGCAUAAAACUUUCCAAGUCUUAAUUAACGAUUGCGCCACGAAUGUGCAAUUAGGCGACGAGGGAGUCGUGGACAAAUUGAUGUCUAUCGCCAGGUCUCUGGUGAUUUCAAACAACGCGCAAUACACGCGCGUUUCCACGCGGACGUGCCAGCUUAUUAUUGCUAUCGCCAACAAUAGCGAAGCUGUCUACCCGUAUCAUUUAAAUUCGGUGGACAAACUGACUGAGUUAUUGUUAGAACUUCUGUUGGGCCAGAGCUUCAUUAAUCCAAAUCUGGAGGUACUCUUCAAGGAAUGCGCGCUCAAGUUGAUGCUUCGGUGGCCGUCUAUUGCCGAUAAAUAUGUGCCCAUAAUGGAGAGUGUCUUGCUGAAGGACGAAAAGGAGAGCGUUGAGCUGAACAAAAAGAGGGUAAUGGCCGUGGAGUUGUUGGCGAGCAUCCAGCCUCUCAGAUUUUUCCAGCGUAACACCGAACACGUGCUUUCUGUGCGGAAGAUUUUGCAUCUAUACGCUACACCCAGUUCGUCUAUCUGGCAACAGAUAGCUCUGGCCACGUGCGCCCUCGUGAAGUCGCGGAAUCAUUCGUUGGAGCUCGCCACUUUGAUCGAGCAUUACGGUGAUUCGUUGUUGCCGUACCUGCCAGCGAAUUACGACGGUAGCACGAGGAAGAAAGCCAGCAGGAAACCGGGCGCACUGCCCAUCGUAAUCAAAGGUAAAAUGAAGUACGUCAAGGUGAGACCGUUGCUGCACAACAGGACGCUGUGGGACCGGCAAACCGCGUUCCCGGACUCCACUCUGAGAGGGCCGAGGCGGGAGAUCAGGUUCGCGUUCGCUGGCGGCCGUCCAGUCCCACCCAGCAACCUGAGGCGGGUCAGUUUACGAGCGAACUACCAGAUUCUGAGAAACGAGCUUCAAGCCACCCUUGCUCUAGUCGCGUCGCGCAGGCUCCUCGUGGUCAAGGACAAAGAGAGGAAGCGCCACGACUUCUACAAUUUAGCACACGUUUUUCUAUAAGUCCACGAUCGUGCUGACAUAAGCGAGGGAAUUUUGUAAAUAUCGCUAUUAUCUCUCAUUUAUCGUCCCAUCUCUUCUGUACAAAUGUUCGCUAAUUGUAACUUGUAUAUACAGGAUGGGCCGUUUAAAAUGUUACAUACUGUUUUCUCUGAAAAUACGCGUCAUAGCAGAAAAUGGUUUAGACAAAAGUUCGAAAGGGGCGGAGAGAGAUGAAGAUUUUGGUCUUGGAUGGACAUACCGAGGUCAUUUUCAAGGACUCGUGAAUGUUUUAUAUGGAAAAUUGAUUUUUGUAACAUCGAUUCUUCUAGUCAUUUUACGUGUAAAUGUAUUUCACUAAGAUCAUCGAGAAAUGAAUACUUUUCAAGAUAUUUUAUAAUUUAUCUAUGAUCUCUUUUAGUAUAUGAUAUGAAAUAUUACUUGUAAAAGUAUUCAUUUUUCGAGAACUUUAUCUUGAGACUUUUGCGUAGAAUGACGGAUAGAAUAGAUUGCUGGAAAAAAAAACAUAGAGAAAUCUAAAAAAAUCGCUGCAUUUUCCAAAUGCAUUGAUGCAUCAGUGUGCAAUUAGUGUCAUUAAACGGUUUCUCCUAUUCUCUUACGUAUAAAAGUAUUAAAAUGAGUUAUCAAAAAAACGAAUAUUACACUAGAUAUUUCAUAUUUCUUUUUUUCUGUAUUGUGAUAAGAACUAGACGAAAUGUAAAAUAUCUCGCAAAAUAUUCAUUUUUUGGUGAUUUUAUCCCAAUAUAUAUUUAUGACUAGAAGAAUCGAUAUGUGUUACCAAAACCAUGUGAUAUCAUUUAAAUGAUUCAUGAUGAUCCUAGCACGUCCAAGAUCAAAUUAAUGCACUCAUCUCUUCUCCCCCUUCGAACCAAACAGCCUGUAACACUUAAAAUGGCCCAUUCCGUAUACUCUCUCGUUAAAAUUCAAAAUUAAUAUUUAUCCAUCGCGUCCUUCUCAUCGAACUUCCGAAUCACUGGUUGAUAAUAAGACUGUUCUUUUUAGCUGAACUAGUGUACGCACUGAAACAUCGUUCUUUGACAAGAUUAAGUUUUAUAUAUAUAUAUAUAUAUAUAUAUAGUUUCGCUCCAACAGAAAGUACAAUCUAAUUCAGCCCAAAAAAACAGACCUAAUAUCGCUGAUCGGAAUAUUACAGCUUUCGAGAGACGAAAGAGCCGCAUGGUGGGUGGUUCGUCUUACUCCUCCGAUGCGAACGUUUGUCUGUUUCGGUCACGAUGAGAGAGAAUGAAAUUUUAUCCUACCGUAAAUGUAAAUAGCGCUCAGUGGAGGCAAGAAUAUAAAAUGAGAUAUGAACUCGCACGUUCAUCAACUACAAUCUAUAUUGUACACACGAAUUCCCCUUUUUUUAAGGCAGUCCUGGGGACCUGGUAUCCGCGUACAUACCGAAUAAUGCGAAUUAGUCAAGCAUAUGAGAUGAGUAUGUACUUCGACUGGCAUUCGUAAUAAUAAGAUUUUUUUAAUUU
Messenger RNA from Dinoponera quadriceps, 3367 nucleotides. RefSeq lists its product as uncharacterized. The transcript is spliced from 8 exons. The coding region runs from base 321 to 1889 and encodes 522 amino acids. Gene Ontology annotation, biological process: RNA polymerase II preinitiation complex assembly; transcription initiation at RNA polymerase II promoter. NCBI's taxonomy places the organism in Eukaryota, Metazoa, Arthropoda, Insecta, Hymenoptera, Formicidae. Gene Ontology annotation, molecular function: protein heterodimerization activity; transcription coactivator activity; RNA polymerase II general transcription initiation factor activity. The record is from RefSeq and is a predicted model, not a curated record. Gene Ontology annotation, cellular component: SLIK (SAGA-like) complex; SAGA complex; transcription factor TFIID complex.